Molecule: messenger RNA, 2865 nt
Organism: Caenorhabditis remanei
Lineage: Eukaryota; Metazoa; Nematoda; Chromadorea; Rhabditida; Rhabditidae
Exons: 10
Coding region: 1-2865 (954 amino acids)
Molecular function (GO): nucleic acid binding
Source: RefSeq, a predicted model, not a curated record
AUGCCGUCCAAAAGUAACAAGAAGAAAGCCGCCGCCGAACGGUCAGCAAAACUUGCUGCUGAAUCUGGCAAUGUCACUGGUCAGACAUCGAAUAAUGAUGUUCAAGCAAUUGAAGAAACUACUGCACCGGUUACAACUCCAACCGUACCGACUGCUCAAAUGUCUUCGCUCUCGGUUUCCUCGACACCAGCCAAGACUUCUCAAGUUGCUUCACAUUUACCAAAGGAAGAGAAAAAUGUUGCUUCGUACCAGCCACCAGCUCCACUAAAGCCGUUACAAGCAAACCAGCCAAUCAAAAUUAUAUCCAAUUCAUAUAAAAUGGAUGUAAAACAGGUGAAAUGCUACCGUUAUGACGUCAAAAUAUCGAUCGAAAAGGAAGGAAAAGAUCCAUAUGUUCUAUCUGGAACAGAAGGAAGUAAUCGUCAACAACAAGCAGAGCUGACCGAGAUUCUGAGUGUCGCUUUGCGUGAAGAAGGGCUGGACAAAAUUGUGAAGGUGUAUGAUGGAGCAACAACACUGUAUUCAACCACUCGCUUCAAUUUCAAACAGCAUGGUUCAAUGAACACAACUGUUGAUCAAUCCAAAGUGUCAGAAUCUCUCAGAAACCGUCAUUUCCGCUCUCAAACUGACGGAAAAUUUUCGGUGUCUGUAGAGCCUAACCAGGCUCAACCGGAAUUGCUUACCUCGGAUUUGCUGAACAAAAGUUUAGUGUCUGAAUUAUCUUCGGUUGCACAAAUGCUUCAUAUUGCUCUUGGAGAAGAAGCAAAAGCUGCUGGAUUUUUGAUGACCGAAGGCGGGAGUGAAAUGUUUGACAGAACUCAUGUCCAGGCAUCACGUGGUAUCGAGCUGAUGGAUGGAAUUGGCGCGGGAAUAAAAGUAGCCAAGGGAGACGAUGGGAAAGGAGCAGCUCAUGUCAUUUUAGACUACAAGAAAAAGCGGUUUUUUGCCAAUGGACCACUUGCUGCCCUCCCUGUCAACUGGAGAAAGCUGUCAGAUGCCAAAGCAUAUUUGAAGGGUCUCCGUGUGAAAAAUAUCUACACAAACCAGUCAUUCAUAAUUGACGGUCUCUCGCAAAUCCCAAUGGUGCAAAUCAAAUAUGGAAAAGAUGGAUCAAUUCUGAAAGACGCUAAGGAACGAUCAAAUCUUCCAGAGUCUCAUUUCAAUUCCACGUGGCCUGCAAUACAAGCAAACAUCUACAAUAAGGCUGAGAAACGCAGGAUAACUUACUCUUUCCCAAUUGAGUUUCUUGUAGUAGCUCCCAAUCAGAAACUCACUCCGAAACAUGGGGAACCACCGAAAUGUGACAAACCAGAUAUCAGAUUCGACAAGACAAAAGAACUUGGAGAAAAAGCAUAUAUCUUGAAACGAAAUGAUACUCUCACCUCAUUUGGUGUCACAAUCCGCCCAGAACCAAUCGAGGUGGAAGGGUUUACUGUACAGGCUCCGAAGAUCCAAUAUAAAGGCUUUACAACUGCUGCCGAUAUUUUUAAUCAGGCUUCGUGGAAACUGCCCAAUAACCGUAUAGCUGUCGGUGCAACUUUCAUCGAACCAGCGACCAUCUAUAAGAUACUUAUUCUGUUCAACAGUUUUGAACGUUAUGACGGACAAAAAAUCAUCGGGGAAUUGAAAAAUUCUUUGGCACACCAGCUUGGUAUAACAAUCAAUAACAUCAUGGUUGAAGAUUUAAGGCCGCUUGGUAGAUCUGUUGAAGAGUCCUUUAUAAAUAAAAUGAAUGCUCUCAAAACCCUCCCUGAUAAACCUAUAGUGGUCUAUCUAAACCAGAGUUCAGACUCAAAAAUGCAUGGAGUAUUGAAACUGCAAGAGAGGCUUUGCCAAGUAACCACGCAACACUUGGCAUUUGACAAAUCUCUGAAAAAACUGGGAUUUUCAACAAUAACAAAUAUUAUGUUGAAACUGAACCUGAAAGCUGGCGGACUCAAUCACAAAGUUUUACCUCAUCCAUCGAUUGCUCAUCUUUGGGGUGAUAAAUCGAACACUCUCAUAAUUUCAUACGAUGUAUGUUUCUCUGCUGGAAAAGUCUACAAAAAAGGAGAGAUUUGUGAGGAGCCUAGCUGUGUUGGGUUUGCUUACAAUGGUACAAAAACUCCAGACGCUGUUAUUGGAGAUUUCCACUACCAGUUACCACGGAAAGAGCAAGUAGAUGCAGAUGUUCUGACUCUUCGUGCCAAAAUCAUGUUGAACCAGUAUGCUAGUUCAAGAAAAAAACUACCUGAACAUAUCAUAAUUAUGCGCGAUGGAGUUUCGGAAGAUCAACAUGCAAUGGUGAUGUCCGAAGAGUUUCCUGCAAUCCUGAGUGGAAUUAAAGAGGUUUUCGUUGCCAAGAAUCAGAAAAAACCACGCUUUGCUGUUAUUAUUGUGAAGAAACGCCACGCUAAUCGACUGUACACAAAGAAAAACGGAGUAAUCUCCAAUGCCCCUCCCCUAACAGCGAUCGACCGUAAGAUUGUGAGAAGAGAUGGAAAUGAGCUAAUAUUUUUAUCUCAUGGAGUGAUUGAGAUCAGGGGAGAGCAAAAGGGAACAGCACAGCCUCUUUUGGUGAACAUGCUAUACAAUGAUGAUAUAUUCAAGACCAAUGAUGAAAUAGUUCAACUGUUAGCAGCAAUGUGUUGCGCUCACCAAUCUAGCAAUAGAAUAAUCUCCUUGCCAGAGACAAUCUACGCAGCCGAUGAAUAUGCAAAACGAGGAGCCAAUAUGUUCCAAGCAUAUAAACAGAAAUGCCUACAAGAGAACGUGCCAAUUCCUACAGUUUCCGUUGGGGAAAACGAGACGCAACUGAAUUUUAUGGAAAUCACCAAACAAUUGUGUUAUGACACAAGCUGCUUCAAGGCAAAAAGAAUUGCAUAA